AUGUUGGUUUCAUUGUUGAUUUGCGACGUGUGAAACGAAUCUGAUUAAAUUAAGGCUUUUAGUGCAUUAGACGGUUCUGUUACCUGUGCUAGUGUUGUGGAGUUUUGAUCUUAGACGCUGAUCUUUAAUUUACUUCGCAUUGCUUCGACCUAGUUUUACGAUUCACUGGUUUCCUCCUCUGCAUUUUUCUAUGCAUUCCACGGCUAGGUAUUGCGAUGACUGAUGAACAUUAUCUAGGUUGACAACUCACGAUUAUUGUUGUUCUAAGAACACUGCGCUUGCUAUUGUUCAAGUUUGGAAAGAAAACUGAAAGGAAUUGUGGUUCUGUGGAGAAAAAUAGGGGAUACAAAAUGAUUGGAUCCUUUCUUACGUGGGCGCUUGCGAUGAUCUUUGGCUAUGCUUAUCCAGCCUAUGAAUGUUAUAAAGCGGUUGAAAAGAAUAAACCGGAAAUUGAACAGCUCCGCUUUUGGUGCCAGUAUUGGAUCUUGGUGGCCGUUUUAACAGUAUGUGAGAGGGUUGGAGAUACUUUUAUAUCAUGGGUCCCAAUGUACAGUGAAGCUAAGUUGGCAUUUUUCAUAUUUCUUUGGUAUCCCAAAACUAAGGGAACAACAUAUGUGUAUGACUCCUUCUUCAGACCAUAUGUUGCCAAACAUGAGACAGAGAUUGAUCGCAACUUGUUGGAACUGAGGACAAGGGCAGGGGACAUUGCAGUUUUGUAUUGGCAAAGAGCUUUCAGUUAUGGUCAGACUAGAAUAUAUGACAUUUUUCAAUUUGUUGCUGCACAAUCGACUCCAGCACCUCGACCUGCUCAGCAACGCCCAGGUGUGAAGGUCCGUCAACCAGCACCUCCAAAUCACCAACCAGCUGCUGCAACGGAACCACAAGUUGAGGAGCCUCCAUCCCCUACCUCUAGCACAUCUUCGAGUCAGCUCCAGAAGGAAGUAGCAGAGGAAUUGGAUUCUCCAAAAGUUCCCAAAGCAGCCACAUCUGCAACAGGUUUAAGUACUCAGAAAUCGGGUGGAGCUGGUUUGAGUACUCAAAAGUCUGGUGGUACUGGUUUGAGUACUCAGAAGUCUGCUGGAGCUGCUUUGAGUACUCAGAAGUCUGCUGGAGCUGCUUUGAGCACUCAAAAGUCUAAUGUUGCGCCUGAAACAAGCAUUCAGUCUGCACCAGCAGAGUCGGACGCAAAGCAGGUCGAAGCAGGAGCACCAUCUUCAUCUUCUUCAGUUAAUGAAAAUGGGAAUCCUCCUACUCCUACCAAAGAAACCAUAAUGGAAGAAAGCAUUCGGUUAACACGUGGCAGACUAAGAAAAACCCGAUCAGCAGGAACUCGCUAGCACGCUGAAUAUUGUCAAAUUUUAGCAUGAAAUAGGAAGUAGGUGGACGAUGAUGAGCAUUGAAUUGUUGUAGAACUUAAUGUAAAUCUGUUUUCCCAAGUUUCCAUUCCAUUUGUUGCUUCAUUUUAUAUAUUUUUUUUUAUCAAUUGUGGUGGCAUGGAAGCAUUGUAGCCUGAUGUCAUUAUAUGGACUUAGUUUCCAUCGAGAUGUUUGCAUCGGCUGCUUUUGUAUAGCUGGUCUUCAUGUUGGUGUAACAGUAUUACCAAGUUUUUCAUUACAGGGAAGGCAGAAUAAUUUCAUUAA
Vigna umbellata (rice bean) is the source of this 1640-nucleotide messenger RNA. The record is from RefSeq and is a predicted model, not a curated record. NCBI's taxonomy places the organism in Eukaryota, Viridiplantae, Streptophyta, Magnoliopsida, Fabales, Fabaceae.